AUGUAUGUCAACACAAAGGGAUUCAACCAAAUGGCCAUAAAUACAGCCACACAUGUUAUAUUUGAUUUAGGCGGUACCUUGGCGCUGGAUGUAUCUGCACGCUAUUAUGGCAAGCAAUACAUACGCCAUGAUAAAAACAAACUCAGAGAUGUAGACAAUGUUCCCGAGUUUUUGGUCAAAAUUUGCGAUUCACUUGACCUGAAGGCACCGUUGGCUGAGUUUAUGGCAAUGGUUUAUAAGGAGUUGUCCGCCAAUCCGGUGGAACUGAUCCCAGGUGUGGAUCAAUUAAUAAGACAUUUAUAUCAACACAAUAUACCGAUGGCUAUCGCAACCAAUGGGUCCACAAAAAUAUUUAGUUCAUGUGUCGGACAUUUAAUGCCAUAUUUUGAUGAGUAUUUUACACACUAUGUAUGCGGUGAAGAUGAUCCCGAUGUUAGGCAUAACAAACCGGCGCCCGAUAUAUAUCAGGUGUGCGCCAAACGGUUUGCAUCGCCGCCGGAAUCGCCGCACAAUUGUGUGGUAUUUGAGGACUCGUUGACUGGUAUUACCGGUGCUGUGGCUUCGGGUAUGACUACUGUCUUAAUCAAUGAUACCAUUGAUAGUACUUUUGAUGCAAUUAUGGGUAAAGUGACAGCAAUUUGUAAAAAUGUGAUAUAUUGUGGACCUGAGGAACAGGAGGCGGCCGAAGACAUUUUGAUGCAAUUUUACGAGCGAUUCGGUAAUGGCUUUGAAUGUCCAGAAAAUGCUACAAUUCUUAAGGAGAAAUGCAAUGAAUUUGGCACAAGUGAUAAUUUUUUUAAGGAUGUAAUGAACUCAAUGAGGUGGAUCGGGUUCUUGAAGCCAGAGCUCCGGGGGAUCAUGUUGGAGAGUCCCGACAUUGCAUUUUAUGAGAAAAUGAACACGUUCUGCAAAUUGCCCGAGGACAUGCAAAUUACAUACUGCAAGAUUACAAACGCCAAACUCAACGAGACGAAACAACUGCGCGACCGUUUCCUUGGUUACCUCGAAGAGGUUGUCAAUCAGACAAAAAUCAACUUGGCACAUAUGCUCAUUUCCCGUGACUACUGGGAAAACGUGAUUAAUUUGCACGAUGACCUAGAUGGUUUCAGGAACUUUUCCCGCAGCAGAAUUGAAGUCUAUCCGUCAGCCCUGACCAGAGCUGAGACCGUAUUUGGAGUGAAAGCGGAGGUCAAGUGCGAACUCGGCCCGACAUACCCGGAACCUAAACACAAAUCGUUCACGGUGGCUAUUGCUAAAAUAUUUACCAAGUACCUAGAUACUGCAAUAUAA
This is a messenger RNA of Medioppia subpectinata, 1290 nucleotides long. The record is from the annotation of a GenBank genome assembly. NCBI's taxonomy places the organism in Eukaryota, Metazoa, Arthropoda, Arachnida, Sarcoptiformes, Oppiidae.